AUGAAGACACCAAAAAAUUGUACAAAUUCUUCAAAUAUUCAAAUCCAGAACCAGGAAGAUGUUUUCGGUAUCACGAACUGUAACAGAGAUAUGAUGGCUCAAAAUAUUUCAUAUUGGUUGGGUGUAACAGGUCCAUCAUAUAACGUCGACACAGGGUGUAGUUCUACUCUUUAUGCGAUGGAUCAAGCUUAUAGGGCUAUACGUACUGGAGAAUGCGAUUAUGCAAUCGUCACUGGAUCGAAUCUUUGCCUUCACCCAUAUACGUCUCUACAUUUUGUUCGUUUAGGGGUGUUGAAUCAAGAUGGUCGCUGCAAAGUUUUCGACGAAGAUGCAAAUGAAUUUUUGCAAAAUGCGAAAACUGUUAGGAGAAUCAAUGCUAGGAUUAUUCAUGUUAAAACGAAUUCUUGUAUUCCUUACAUCGAAGCUCAUAAUACCAGAAUGAAAAUCGAAGAUUCUGAAGAACUGAAAUCCAUAGAUCACAUAUCCACUAAAAAUAAAACUAAUCCUCUUAAAAUUGGUUCCGUGAAUAUGACUGAGACUUCAUUGGAAGCUGAAACCGGAAUUUAUGUAGUGAAAAUACAACCGGACUUACUUAAUAGAGACAAUCUUUAUAUAUUCAGCAAAUAA
Molecule: messenger RNA, 627 nt
Organism: Vespula pensylvanica (western yellowjacket)
Lineage: Eukaryota; Metazoa; Arthropoda; Insecta; Hymenoptera; Vespidae
Product: fatty acid synthase-like
Exons: 5
Coding region: 1-627 (208 amino acids)
Biological process (GO): fatty acid biosynthetic process
Molecular function (GO): fatty acid synthase activity; 3-oxoacyl-[acyl-carrier-protein] synthase activity
Source: RefSeq, a predicted model, not a curated record